AGUGAAAGUCGAAGGGGGGGGGGAGAAAAAACUAGAGAGGAGAAGUCUUUGCUGGGAAACAAAAUAUUUCUUCUGACCACGUCGCUAUGCUGCUCUGCAAAACCGAUGGUUGCAGGACAGAAAUAGUUGAGGUCCGGACUAUUUUUACUAGUGCUUUCGUGCAGCACACUAUUCAUUCAUUCCUUACAGGGCUGGCAAAAUGAAUCCGUCCAGCUCCAAAGCUUUCCACUCCCAGUAAAGGGGGGAAAUUGUAGUUGUUACAGUUCCUCCUCCGAUCUUUUAAAACUGUCUGUGAAACCGGUGAUUUCAAACUUCUGCGAUCAAUAUCUGUAUUUACUUAUUUAUUUAUUAAAGAAGAAGAAUCACAGAGUAUAGUUUUGCGUAAAUCCCACAUGCGCUAUCUCGCUCUCCGCGCACCCUCUGUUGUUUUAGAUCAGUUAAGUCAGAGAGAGGCGUAGUAAGGAUAUCGCAUCGUUAAUGUUUAUAUCUUUUCCCUCUGGUUUCCAAAGUUAAUCGUAGUGAAAAAGGGGCUGGUGUAACAGUGUAUGAGGGAGGAGGAGGAGGGGGGCUGGUGCGGUCGUGGCAGAGCUUUGAAGCUCACUUAUCAGAGCGCAGGGGCCCGGGGACGGAGAGAGACUCAUCAGAGGCAAGAGUCACAAUAACGUGUGGCGAGCGGAGCUGAAAUCUGUGCGCAACUGGAUAAAAGAGAAAAGUGGGGUCCGGAUGGAGCGCAAAAUAACAGGAAUAUUACAUGCUGGGGGUUUUCUCGCAAAUGGAUUACCAAAGGAAUAUGACAUUCUGCUGGACUGCCCCGUUCAUGUGUGAAAUCGGAUACUUGAGGUAACAUCUCCACCAGUGUGAAACAGGAAGUGUCGUCUGUGAGCAGACAUGGGCCAGAAAGCUGCGCUUCUGCUCAGUGAGCUGCUGCUGCUGUUACUGACAGUCUCGCGCACUCUCCUCGCAGUCAGCUUCCCGGAGGACAUCGUACCCCUCGAUGUCGUUGACGCGCACUUUUCACGGCGGUACCCUGUAUUCAGAGGCAGGCCCUCUGGCAACGAGUCCCAGCAUCGCCUUGACUUUCAGCUGAUGACCACGAUACAGGACACUCUGUUCAUCGCUGGCAGAGAUCAGGUGUACCUAGUCAGCCUGAGAGAAUCCUACAGGAAUGAGAUCAUUCCUUACCGGAAACUAACAUGGCGAUCGGGCCAAGCUGACAGAGAGAUGUGUGCUGUGAAGGGAAAACACAGAGACGAGUGCCACAACUUCAUCAAAGUUCUGGUUCCAAGAAAUGAUGACCUGGUGUUCAUCUGUGGUACUAAUGGCUUCAACCCAAUGUGCAGAUACUACAGGCUGGAUAACCUAGAGUUUGAUGGGGAAGAGAUCAAUGGACUGGCACGGUGCCCAUUUGACUCCAAGCAAACCAACGUUGCCCUUUUCGCUGAAGGGAAGCUGUAUUCUGCAACUGUAGCUGACUUCCAGGCCAGCGAUUCUGUCAUCUAUCGGAGUAUGGGUGAUGGAUCAGCCUUGAGAACCAUCAAGUAUGACUCCAAAUGGCUGAAAGAACCUCAUUUCCUGCAUGCUGCAGAGUAUGGGAAUUAUGUGUACUUUUUCUACCGGGAGAUCGCGGUGGAGCACAGCAAUCUGGGAAAAGUUGUGUAUUCCCGCGUGGCCCGAAUCUGUAAAAAUGACGUGGGUGGGUCACAGAGGGUGCUGGAGAAGCACUGGACCUCUUUCGUGAAGGCGAGGCUGAACUGCUCCGUGCCGGGGGAGUCCUUCUUCUACUUUGAUGUGCUCCAGUCCAUCACCGACAUCAUCGACAUCAACGGGGUUCCCUCUGUGGUGGGUGUGUUCACCACGCAGAUGAACAGUAUUCCAGGGUCAGCGGUGUGUGCCUUCUCCAUGGCUGAUAUAGAAAAAGUAUUCUUGGGCCGGUUCAAGGAGCAGAAGACUCCUGACUCCGUGUGGACUCCGUUCCCAGAGGAGAAGUUACCCAAACCUCGACCCGGGAGCUGUGCAGGUCACGGUCCAUCUGCGUCCUUUAAGAGCUCCGUCGAGUUCCCGGACGAUACCCUGCAGUUCAUCAAGUCCCACCCCCUCAUGGACACAGCUGUGCCUUCUAUAGGAGAUGAGCCUUGGUUCACCAAGACACGGGUCAGGUACAGGCUGACAGCGCUGGCUGUGGACAGUGAAGCAGGACCCCACAAGAACUACACAGUGGUGUUCAUCGGGGCUGAGUCGGGGGUCGUCCUCAAGGUUUUAGCCAAGACCUCCACCGUGUCUCUGAAUGACAGCCUGCUCCUGGAGGAAAUAGACAUCUUCAACAGGGCCAAGUGCCUGUCUAACCGUGAGGAUGACAAGCGUGUCCUCUCGCUGCAUGUGGACAAAGACGCACACAGCCUUUAUGUCGCCUUUUCAAGCUGUGUCAUCCGUAUUCCCCUGAGCCGCUGUGAAAGGCAUUCCUCCUGCCACAAGUCCUGCAUUGCAUCAAGGGAUCCUUAUUGUGGCUGGAAGCCUCACGGAGCCUGUGAGAGGAUACAGCCGGGUGUUUUGGCUGGAUAUGAGCAGGAUGUUGAAUUUGGAAACACGGCCCACCUCGGAGACUGUCAAGCAUUUUUGGGCACUACUUCAGCGCCAGAUUACAAAUCAUUUGGCGAUCCUACCUCUGACAUGGAGUUUUCAUCAGCGCCAGUCACUAUCCAGCCCAGUGGGCCCAUACUCCCCCCAGUACUCAUACCCAGUCAGAGCCCCAGCUCUGGGCCUGAUCCAGAGCUCUACGGCUCACGCUUUGUGCUGCAGGAUGACCCAGCCACCUCCCGUUCUUUAGACUCUAUCCCAGGGGGCCAAGAGGGUGUGUGGGAUAUACAAGCUGGUGAGACCAACCAGAUGGUCCACAUGAACAUCCUGAUCACCUGCGUGUUUGCUGCUUUUCUCAUGGGUGCCCUACUGGCAGGUUUAAUUGUGUUCUGCUACCGAGACUCAUUCCUCCGUAAACCAAGACAUGUCCACAAGGAUGCAGAGUCUGCACCAUCUUGCUCUGAUUCCACUGGAAGCUUUGUCAAGCUCAAUGGCCUCUUCGAUAGCCCUGUAAAGGAGUACCAAACCAACAAUGAUUCUCCGAAGUUGUACACCAAUCUUCUCAGCACUGGCAAAGACCUGAACGCGCCCAACGGUGACACUAAAACCGUCAUCUUGCGGGAUGGAUGUCAGCCCCCCGAGUUGGCUGCUCUGCCCACACCAGAGUCUACCCCUGUGCUUCAGCAGAAAGGUCUACAGCCCAUUAAAAACCAGUGGGAGAGGGCACAUGGGAAGGUCGGUGGGUCCCGUAAGGAGUCCAACUCAUCUGCCAAGAGUCCUCAGUUCCUUCCUUCUUCUCCUACUCCUGCUAACUCUAGCUCCCACCACCCUCACCUCGCCCUGGGACACUCGCACAUCCCAAGCGCCGUGGUCUUGCCCAACGCUACACAUGACCACCCCACCCAUGACCAUGACAAUGGGGAAGAUACACUACCACAUUCAUCUGAAAAGAAGCUUAAGAACCCAGAUUCUAAAGGAACUAAGAAAGACCAGAAGAGGUCUGUGGAUGCCAGAAAUACCCUAAAUGACCUUUUAAAACACCUCAAUGACUCUGUGGCCAACCCCAAGGCCAUUCUUCAAGAGGGAUCAGUACCCCGCCCGAGGCAGCACCUCACACUCGAGCCCAUGGAGGAACUGACUGAAAUACCCCCCAAGGUGCCCAGUCGAGAAGCUUCCUUGUACUCUCCCUCCUCCUCCCUGCCGAGGCACAGCCCCACCAAGAGGGUUGAUGUGCCCAUGCCCACUACACCAACGGGAAGCCUGAGCAUGGGGGGCACCCUGGAGAGGCAAAGAGGGGGGUACCAACUCCAGCGGAGUGCAUCUCACAGGCACUCCUUAUCCACUUCACCAAAUGGGGUAACCAUGGGGGUGUCUGUGUCUCGCCAACACAGUAUGAACAGGGGGGGUUACAUGCCUCCGACACCCCCCUCCAGACUUGAUUCACAUGGUGGAGUUAUGGCACCAGGAAUGCAUUCAGCCCACCCACCCUCAGUAUCCAGACAGAGCAGCUACAGUGGGCAUGGCUCACUUCCUCGCACCGGGCUUAAACGGACCCCUUCAAUAAAGCCAGAUGUGCCGCCUAAACCCAAUGGGUUUUCACCACAGACUCCACAAAUGCGAGUAGUCAACAAGUACAGCUAUUAAAAGACCAUGGACACUUCAAAGUGAGUUCUUGGCCUUGACUGUAGAGCUUUGAGCCCUGAGGGCUUGAGGGAGGGAGCACAGAUGGGAUAAGGCCUAGUGUGUGUUUGUGUAUCAACUUGAGGUGUAUUUCCCCUUUAAAUGAUAUGCACAUUCACUCACACUAAAACCAGAAAGUCAUACAUAUGGCCAAAGAUACUCGUUGGGGCCUCUUUGCAACCCUGCAAGCCAACCUCCCUCCCUUGCCACAGUAGCCACAGGAUAUGAUCAGUGGACAGUGGUGAAUCUGCUGCUGCCCAGUGUAUCUGGGCUUAGGUCUCACCCGUUACCACAUUUGGAGCGAGGUUUAGGACACCAGCAGAGGCCACGAUGGUGUAUGUGGGACCAGGUCAAAAAAAACAGUGGAAUACUUGAAGAAUGGGUCUCAUUUGUCACUCCCCUUGAGCACUGUCUUCCCACUAAUGUGAAGUGAACAGAGAGAAGCCAGAGGCCAUAGCUUUGGCUGUAAGAUGGCAUAAGGCAGAUGGAGGGGAAGAUCAAAACGUAUAGCGCGUGUGUUGUUUUAAGAUACACGUGGCCGUAAACAGCUGAUCAAAACUGUAAGAAAAGAGAAAGUGUGUGUGUGU
Neolamprologus brichardi is the source of this 4841-nucleotide messenger RNA. RefSeq names its product semaphorin 6D (gene sema6d). Gene Ontology annotation, molecular function: semaphorin receptor binding; chemorepellent activity. The record is from RefSeq and is a predicted model, not a curated record. Gene Ontology annotation, biological process: positive regulation of cell migration; axon guidance; semaphorin-plexin signaling pathway. Lineage: Eukaryota; Metazoa; Chordata; Actinopteri; Cichliformes; Cichlidae. Gene Ontology annotation, cellular component: plasma membrane.